AUGCCGUUGCAAAGCAAGAGAACAGUCAAGGUCCAUGAGAUCCCCGCCGGCACUACGAAGCAACAAUAUCUUGACUUCGUUGAGCAUCUUUGCAACAAGCCAAAGAAGACCUCUAAGUUUCACUUCGGUCGGGUUGCUAAGUACCUUAAGGGAAAGUCCAAGUUACCAGUAGAUGCAUCAACCUCGGCAUCAACAGAAGAGGUAGACGAAGACGCAAAGUCGAAGGACGAAGCUGAGUUGGCUCCGCCACCUUCGACCGCCAAAGGCGAAGGGGAGCAAGCUGCACCACUUCUUGACGAUGCUCAGCCGACUGCAGAGGGAUGGAUGGGGACCACGUACUGCUGCCAGAAUGGCCACUUAGUCGGCACGGUCUCUUUUCAGAAUGAGAUACUGAAAAAAGAAGCCCUGGUACGACAUGGAAAAGAUAAAAAGUGCUCUUGGAGAGGCUGGACCGUUGAGGAUAACUUCAAAAGUAUCACAACAUUAUAUGAAGCGGCUGAUGCGAAAAUCGAUAUCUGCGCAGUCCAUGGCCUUGGUGGGAAUGCUAUCGACACUUGGACCACUAAAAGUGAUAAAAUGUGGCUCAGAGACUUUCUCCCACAACACCAAAACUUCAAGAACAGCCGCGUUAUGACCUUCGGUUAUGAUUCGGACCUCACUGAUAGACGCACAGUUAUGACACUGGAGAGUUGGGCGGAGACUCUUCUACAGUCACUGAACGAGGUGCGAACUGGCGAAAAGGAGAAAGAACGACCGUUACUAUUUGUAUCUCACUCAUUAGGAGGACUGGUCGUGAGAAAGGCUAUGGCACGGUUGCAUCUUAACCCCAGCUGUCAGAACAUCAAACUCUCCCAAUGUGGUAUUUUGUUUCUGGCAACUCCACACAGCGGAUCUACCAAGGCCGAUUGGAGCAACUUUAUCGUAGCAGUCACCCACACACUCGGAGGCGUUAGACCAGAGACCGUCAAGACGCUAGAGUCGUUCAACACGGCCUCUGUUUGGGACACUGCAGAAUUUCUGAAUCUGGACCCAUGUCCCCCCUUCCGAUGCUUUGCAGAGGGUCUCAAGAUGCGAGUCAAAGGAACAAACCAACAUAUUGUGACACAAUCAUCAGCCACUCUUGGUAGCCACCAGGCACAUAUGAUCAUGGAUGUUGACCAUAGCUCAAUCUGCAAGUUUGAGUCAAGACUGGGAACUUUCACGACGAUCAGCAUGGCAAUGUGGGAAUUGCUCAAUGAGGUGACCACUGUUGGCGUCCAGCAGCCGAAUGCUCGACCACAGCGCCGUGUGUUUGGCCAGCCGCGCUUUCUUGCCCAUAGAUAUCCUCCCGAUCGAGGCUUCUGGUGGGAGGGCACCGAACUGAAUGGGGUUCAGCAUCAGGUCACAUCGACUAAGCCUUUCUUCGGGCGAUCCACGGAGUUGAGUACUCUUGAAUCGUCAUUAGCUGGAGAUGAAACGCGCCCGAGUCUCACCAUAAUAAAGGGAAUUGGAGGAAUAGGUAAAACUGAGCUUCUACUCAAAUUCGCAGCUACGCAAAGAGGCCGCAGGAAUGUCUUUUUCAUAGGGUCCCAAAAUGGAGAGACAAUUGAUGAUGUUCUCUCUAGCCUGUCAACAAGGAUUGGCUUCGAAAUGAUCGAGGACCCUGGUGAGAAUCAAGACCGGUGGAGGAACACCCCCGUCGUCGAGCGAGUUCAGAUCUUCCUGACGUGGCUGGGAGAUACGUGCAACAAAGAUUCACUUUUCAUCAUCGAUGAUAUUGAAUCCUUUGGAUACUCCAAAAUCCCAGUCAUCUUGAAGUACCCGGCACAACACGCCUUGAUUUCCACUCGAGACUCCAACUUGAAACGAGCGGAUCGAGUCUUUCAAGAGCUCCGACUGUCUCCACUGGGUCACGAUGAUACAGUAAGAAUCUUACAGAACACACUCCGAAGUCUCUCUGCGGACCCGGUAUUUUGGGAUGGUCUUGGUUCUAUCGCUCGUGUAGUUCAAGGUCAUCCACUUGCAGCUCGAAAUGCUAUCCCAUUUGCAAUGGACUAUCUGGCGACCUACGAAAAUCCCGGUGCCGCAUUCUUGCAGCUAUUUGAGAGUCAGGAUCCUGAAGAGCGCAGAGUAUUUUUCGAGUUCAACUUUGAAGGCAGAUCAUUGUGGGAAGUCUUUCAUACCUCUCUGGAGCGUUUGGAGCUACAGCAGAACCCCCAAAACGCGACCGGCCUUCUUCAGAUACUCCCAUUCUUGUCCUGUCACAAUGAUCGUGUAGAUGAGUUUUUAAAGAUGAAGAAGAGUCUGCCAGCUGAAACUGAGAAAGAACUACCAGAUAUGGCGGUGCUCAAGUCUGGUUACACUGUCAUGUCGAACUGGCUAUCCAAAUUGCGCGGUGUCUCGUUCUAUCUCCAGAGUGGCUCGCCUAAUCACACCAAAAUCCUGGACAUACACCCUCUCAUGCUGCAGUACAUGUUGCUACGUUUAGAUGAGCGCAAAAGAGUGGAUCUCAUCAGACAGGUCUUGCAACUGUGCCACGCUUUAGUGGACAUACAGAAUGAGCGAGAGGCACAGAUCAAGCCGCAUGUUCUCCGUUGCGUUCAAGUCUGUCGAGGACUGGGAACUUUGCUAAAUAGUGUAGGGCUGCCUGAAAACACAAUAAGGUGGGUGGAAGGUUUACACGAGAUACAAGUUGAGGAGGUAGAGGAUCCAUUCAGUGACCCGAUGGACUUGUCGUCCGCAGCAGUAGAUAAGUUCGUCAAAAUCUGUAUGGAGAUGAAGGAGAGCCUUCGGCAAGACGGAACCUGCUUGAUUGAGGAAAGUACGAUGACACAGAUGCUGAUGAAUUGUGUCAGAUCUUGGAGGGCGCUGAAAUGCUCAAUGGAAGAGCAGGGAGAAGUAGCUGACUAUCUCAAGCCUACACUUUUGGAGGCGAUGGACGUACUUCAAGAGAUGGUUAGACUGCGCAACAUGUAUCCGGAUAUCAUUUCAGAACUCAGGACGUUUCGAGCUAAUCUGGCUGAAGGUUGA
Messenger RNA from Fusarium mangiferae, 3009 nucleotides. RefSeq lists its product as uncharacterized. NCBI's taxonomy places the organism in Eukaryota, Fungi, Ascomycota, Sordariomycetes, Hypocreales, Nectriaceae. The transcript has 7 exons. The record is from RefSeq and is a predicted model, not a curated record. Bases 1 to 3009 code for a protein of 1002 amino acids.